CUCAUACCCAAAGCUCGAUGAGCGGUAGCCAGAGUACUGCGGUCCGAGAGGCAGUUAUCAGCUGACUACGAAGCGCUCAGCACGGUGGCUCACUCUCUCUCCUCAUAAUAACGCGAUCGUUCUCUUCGCAUUCGAAGAACAUCAAAAAGUUCGAAAAUUUCGCGUGCGAUUCUACAUCCAAACAAUAAUGUAAUACCUAGAUACUCGUCGGCUUAUCGAUUCGCAUCAGGGAUCUCUUCUCGUCCUAAGCUAUCGAAAAAGCUUCGCUUUUUUUUGCAGAGGUUAAACAAUGUUUGUGAAUAUGCAGAGGAAUAGGAACAGUUGGGGUCCAACGUCCAUCCCAUCUCCGAUCCACCGGAUGGCACCAGACUCGGAGUUGGAGGAGGAAUGCAGCGAGAGGAUGAUGAGUGCACAGAUGAGGCAAUUGGAUCCACUUAAGGAAGAUUUGGCCGAUUGGCUCAACAAAACGCUCGCCAUAGACUAUGUGACCAGAGACAACUUCCUGUCCGAGCUAGAUAACGGGGUCGUCCUUUGCCAUUUGGCACAAGUGAUUCAAGAUAGAGCGCGCACCGCCAUCGAGACUGGGAGAUCCAAGGGGCCGCCGCCGACGAUUCGCGGGAAAUGCUUCGAAAAGGCAAUGCGACGCAGCUUCUUCUCUAGAGACAACAUGGAGAAUUUUAUUAAAUUCUGCAGAGCUCUCGGAGUCCACGAGAAUUUGCUUUUCGAAAGCGAUGAUCUAGUUCUUCACAACCAACCACGGAAUGUUAUCCUAUGCCUUCUAGAAGUGGCUCGUAUAGCGACUCGCUACGAUGUGGAACCUCCGGGCUUGGUGCAACUGGAGAAGGAGAUUGCCGAGGAGGAACGCAAUCAGUCUGCAGAUUCGGGUCUAGGCUCCAUACUUUCAUGGCAAUUCCAGGCUUCUCCCAACAAACACGAACAGGAGAACAACAAAAUGAGAACCAGCUUCUCCGCGUCUGCCAUUUCUUCAUAUGCUCGCUGGAACACCGGACCGCAAAUGGUCUUAAUUCCAGAUUCCGGCGCCGCAGGUGAUCAUAAACACAUUUCUGUACCGCCGAGCGGCGCAAGUGAUGGGGUGCCCAGCGACAACACGGAAGAUGAAUGGUCCAGAGGAAGCGGAGAAGAUCCCGAUCUGGAGAUUCAACCGGAAAUCCGAAGAGGACCGACCGGGGAUGCAUUGACAGAGCUGGACAGGAAAGUGCAGCAUGCCACCAGGUUGAUGCAGAAAAAUUGCAACUGUUCGAAUGGAAAAUGUUCCAAAUUAUCGGUGAAAAAAGUCGGCGAGGGUAGAUACAACAUUGCCGGUAAAAACGUUUUUAUAAGGUUGCUGAAAGGCCGACAUAUGAUGGUCCGAGUUGGGGGCGGUUGGGACACCCUGGAUCAUUUCUUGCUACGCCAUGAUCCUUGCCAGGUGAAAGUCGUGUCUCGGGAGAAAAUCGCAAAAGAUUUACCUGUGACACCUACGAGUGGGCCAAAGUUUUUGCACAUUCGCGCGAAAUACCGUAGUUAGGCUCACGAACAGAUACGAAAGACAGAAAAAAAGAAGCAAAACAUAUUUUUAUACACCGAUCCAAAACGCAAUAACUUUUAAGUUUUACGAACGAGAAACG
Molecule: messenger RNA, 1628 nt
Organism: Nicrophorus vespilloides
Lineage: Eukaryota; Metazoa; Arthropoda; Insecta; Coleoptera; Silphidae
Product: growth arrest-specific protein 2-like
Exons: 7
Coding region: 290-1528 (412 amino acids)
Biological process (GO): actin crosslink formation
Cellular component (GO): actin filament
Molecular function (GO): cytoskeletal adaptor activity; microtubule binding; actin filament binding
Source: RefSeq, a predicted model, not a curated record